AUGAACUGUAAUUUAUUCAAUAAGUUUUGUGAGCUCCUUGUUGUUGAGGGACGGCUGAAAAGAACUAAGGAUGUAGACAUAGAUGAGAUGGUAUAUGCCUUUCUGUGCACCAUUUCACACAAUGAGAAGAAUAGGACAGUGGCUAUUAACCUACGUCGAUCAGGGGAGACCAUCUCGAGAUCAAUUCAUCGGGUAUUGAGGGAUGUCAUUAGACUUAACAAUGUAUUGAUGAAGACUCCCGUCCCCAUUGAUGAAAAUUGCAAGGACAAUAGAUGGAAACAUUUUAAGGUCAAUAUCUAUCUUAGCCUUUUGGAGUACAAUCACUGGGAUCCAAAGCAUGACACACCAUUUGUGGAGUGCUUGUGUGAGUUAGUUGAGCAAGGUCUAAUAGAAGAUGGGCAGUGCAAGAAUGGUGUUUACAAGGAGUUGGAAAGAAUGAUGGAAAGUAAAGUACCUGGUUGUGGUGUGAAGGCUAGGCCAACUAUCCAGACAAGGAUAAGGAAACUCAAGGAUUGGUUCCAUGCAACAAUGACGAUGAAGAAGGAAAGUGGGUGGGGGUGGCAUACAGAGGACAACCAUGUCAUCGUGGAAGAUGAGACUUGGAAGAACUAUGUGAAGGUAGUUGUGUGUUUAUUAAGGUUUUGUUAG
This is a messenger RNA of Linum tenue, 648 nucleotides long. Lineage: Eukaryota; Viridiplantae; Streptophyta; Magnoliopsida; Malpighiales; Linaceae. The record is from the annotation of a GenBank genome assembly.